This is a messenger RNA of Cheilinus undulatus (humphead wrasse), 1948 nucleotides long. RefSeq names its product POP4 homolog, ribonuclease P/MRP subunit (gene pop4). Gene Ontology annotation, cellular component: ribonuclease MRP complex; ribonuclease P complex. The record is from RefSeq and is a predicted model, not a curated record. Gene Ontology annotation, biological process: tRNA 5'-leader removal; rRNA processing. Gene Ontology annotation, molecular function: ribonuclease P RNA binding. Lineage: Eukaryota; Metazoa; Chordata; Actinopteri; Labriformes; Labridae. Bases 126 to 797 code for a protein of 223 amino acids. The transcript is spliced from 7 exons.
AAGGAAAAGGAAGUAAGCGUGUGUUGAUUUCCAGUCACAUUUUCUCAGGUUUUGGUGUUUUUCCCACGAGACAGAAGGACUGUAGAGGUUGUGACGUUUCUAAAGAGAAGUCCGCUGAUUUACUAAUGGAGGAAGCAUUUGUUGGAGCCACCAUUCCUCGGGAUCUGGGGAAGAUUGUCGGUGUUGAGUCUAAGACCAGAUUUAAAGCAGAGGCCUUCACCAAGGCGUUCCUGAAGAACAGCCUCAAACAGCCCUGGAAACAUGACCUGAAGAGCAUGCUGAGCCACAAAGCUGUGCUUCUGGACUACGCCAGGCCCAAGAAGGACAAAUCCAAGAGGAAGAAAAAGGCGGCCAAAGGGCUGAACGCUCGGCAGAAAAAAGAGAUGAAGAUCUUCCAGAUAAAACCGGAGCACCAGAGAUAUGAGCUUUUCCUGCCUCUGCAUGAGCUGUGGAGACAGUACAUGAUCGAUCUGUGUGGUGGAUUGGGUCCAAUGAGCAGUCCACAGUCUGUGCAGCAGAAACUUGUGAAGGCAGACUUCCAUGGUGCCAUCCUCACCGUGAUCCGCUCUAAAUGUCCGUCAUACGUGGGAACGACGGGGAUUCUAGUCCAAGAAUUCAAACAUGUUUUUAAAUUAAUCACCAAAGAAGACAGACUGAAAGUGAUCCCCAAGAGGAACUGCGUGUUUGAAGUGGAAAUAAACGGCUUCGUCUCUCACCUCUACGGAAACAAAUUUGAGCAGCGAGCUGGCGAUCGCUCUGCCAAGAAAAUGAAAGUCAGAGGAAGCAUCGACCUGUGAAGGCACCAAGGACCACUACAGUGUGUGUUCAGCGUAUCAACAAAAGAGAGAGAGGUGUUUUACUCAUGUUUACUGUCCUUCAUAGUUCUCAGGUGACCCCACACAUUCAUGGACAGGCUUCUGACUGCUGUAGACUGUGGAGCUGAUGGUCUCUGUGACCACCCACACGUUUCAGUCAGUUUUAUUUAUUUAUUGUAUUUUAAGAAUGACAGAAAGUUUUAGGUCCGGUGGAUGUACUAACUGUUAAAAGGAACCCUGCAUGAUCAGUCAAGUUGUUCAUCUUGUUCUUCUGUUGUUAGGUGAUGCAGCUUCAGCGGAGAGCUGUCAACAUGAGUCUGCUCAACAUUUCUGCCCUUAAAUAGGGAAGGUUUUUGUCACCAUAGUAACGGGGCUAACGGAAGCACUGCUGUGCUCAUGAUGAUUAACACUGGUCUAUUAAAAUAGACCUGCCCUCUUUGUAAAGUGUCAUGAGACAACUUUGGUUACAAAUUGGUGCUAUAUAAAUGCAGAUUGAUUAAUUGGUUGAUUUAUUGAUUGAUUGACUGAUUGAGUCAGUUGAUCAGUGGUGGCUGCUACUGUCGUAAGCACUUCUUCCCUAAAUCGGUCACAUAACUGAUGGUGUGAAUAGCAGCUUCAGAAAUGAACAACAAGAAAACUUUUGUUCCACUUAUUCAUUCAGUUUUCUCUCUCUCUGCAUUCUGGGGUCCAGGGGAGUUUUAUAAAGAUUGAAAUAUUUGGAUGAUCAAAGAUGAAAUUUAAAAAAAUCUGAGCCUUUUGUUUUGACAACAGUGAGAGAGCAGUAGUUUGGCAACCUUGGACAUGAUUUAAGAAACUGCUUUAAGUGAGAAAAAGGCAGGAAGUAGUUUCCUCAUAGUCUCACAAGACUUUUCUCUCACGUACCUCACACACCCCACAAUAGAGACUGAUUCUGUUUAACAGAGAAGAGAGCCUGAGGCAGUGAUGUAACUCAGGUGGAUGCAGUUUAUUGAUUUUUUCAUUGUUUAUUUUUUUGGAGUCUGAGCCUAUAAACUGUCUGUACAUUGAUAUUUUUUAUGCCUUCAUUUGUUUGUACAGGAUUGCUGAUGUUUUCAGUGAAUGUUCCUUUAGCAGCACUAUGUGCUGGUGGUUAAUAAAUUGAUUUUUUGAGUGAA